AUGAAGAUUAAAUUCAGACGUAGAAACAUAGUACACAGUGUGGGAGCAUGGAGCGUAUUUUGUCUGCGUAUCCACUAGAAUACAAAACCAAUUCUCUUUCAAAUUACUUCAUCUCUUGCUGUACCGUGCUGUCCUGUCAUAACUACUUUGAAAGAAAACGACCCUCCCCUCUCCUAUCUCCCUCCUUCUAUCUCAUGCUCUCUCUUCAUUUUUAGUUUUUUGGGCUAAAAAACAAUGAAUUGAAGUGUGUUUCAGGCUUCCCAGUUUCGACUUCAGCUUCACUCCUCCAACCCCAUAAUAAUUAAAAAAAAAAAAAAAAAACGCCAACAAAAACAAUAGCUGAAGAAAAGAUACUUCAUUCACUCAUUCAAUUUCCAUCGUAGACCAAGACAAUUAAGCCAUGAAACAGUUACACAAGCAAUCAAGCGUGAACCAUAGGCGAGAUGAGGAGAUACCUUCAACCCAAACACCUCCUUACUCACCCAAAUCCUUAAAACACCCCAGAUCUCUCCCUAGAUCCAUUAAAUAUCUCUUCAAAGAACAACGACUUCUCUUUAUCCUCGUCGGCAUUUUAAUUGGCUCCACUUUCUUCAUCCUCCAGCCUAAUCUCUCUCGCUUAGGCCCAACCGAUGCCCGUUCUUCAAUCCCCAUAUCUUUCUCCACAGACGCCGCCGCCGUCGUUUCCCACACCCAGGACUUCUCUGGUUCCUAUUCCUCCCAUUCCAACAGGCCUAUCCAUAGCAAGGUGGGUCGGGUCCCUGUUGGGAUCGGACGGCGGAGAAUGAGGAUCGUGGUCACGGGUGGGGCUGGGUUCGUCGGGAGUCAUCUUGUUGAUAAGCUAAUUGGAAGAGGCGAUGAAGUGAUUGUUAUUGAUAAUUUCUUCACUGGAAGGAAAGAGAAUGUGGCUCAUCUUUUCGGGAAUCCGAGGUUCGAACUCAUUCGACACGACGUCGUCGAACCAAUUCUCUUAGAAGUGGAUCAGAUCUAUCAUUUAGCUUGCCCUGCUUCUCCGGUUCAUUAUAAAUAUAAUCCUGUCAAGACCAUCAAGACAAAUGUGAUGGGUACUCUUAAUAUGUUGGGGCUUGCAAAGAGAAUUGGGGCGAGGUUUUUGCUCACGAGCACCAGUGAGGUUUAUGGUGAUCCGCUUCAGCAUCCACAGAAAGAAACCUAUUGGGGAAAUGUCAAUCCAAUUGGCGAGAGGAGUUGCUAUGAUGAAGGAAAAAGGACGGCUGAAACCUUAACCAUGGAUUAUCAUCGAGGUGCAGGUGUUGAGGUGCGAAUUGCUCGUAUUUUCAACACUUAUGGGCCUCGCAUGUGCUUAGAUGAUGGACGUGUUGUUAGCAAUUUUGUUGCUCAGGCCAUUCGGCAGCAACCGAUGACUGUUUAUGGUGAUGGGAAACAAACACGUAGCUUCCAAUAUGUUUCUGAUUUGGUGGAUGGACUUGUUGCUUUAAUGGAAGGUGAGCACAUAGGGCCUUUUAAUCUGGGCAACCCAGGAGAGUUCACUAUGCUUGAAUUGGCUGAGGUUGUGAAAGAAACAAUUGAUCCAAGUGCAACCAUAGAAUAUAAACCAAAUACUGCAGAUGAUCCACAAAUGAGGAAACCGGAUAUCAGCAAAGCAAAGGAGCUGCUGAACUGGGAGCCAAAAAUCUCUCUAAGAGAUGGGUUGCCUCUUAUGGUGAGUGAUUUCCGGAAUCGCAUUUUGAAUGAAGAUGAAAGUAAAGGAGCUUAACUGAAAAAGAAAUAGUGGAACAAGUAUGUAUAGUGUGAAGAGCAGCUCUAUUUUGUCAAUUCAUUUUAUUAUUAUCAUCCUUGUUAUACAUUACCUGGAAAUUUAUCAGUUCAACCACUCUAUAGGAAGAUCUGUUGUUCCUUCUUUUUAUGAUAAUCAGUUCUAACCGAGUAAUUGGAUAGAUACUGUUAUGGUUUUUAGUCUUGCCCUUUGGCCUUUGGUUCUUUGGUGGUCUGGCGGAAGUUGAAUGUUCAUCUUCUUGGUGCUGAUUGGUUGAUCAUGCCUUUUCAAAGGCUUCACUUGGGCUUUGAUUGGGUUGAUUGGCUCAUUUGUAUGUUAUUCUUCCUAAGUUCUAGCAAAAUUUAUAUAUAUAUAUAU
Messenger RNA from Durio zibethinus, 2110 nucleotides. RefSeq names its product UDP-glucuronic acid decarboxylase 1-like. Gene Ontology annotation, molecular function: UDP-glucuronate decarboxylase activity; NAD+ binding. Gene Ontology annotation, cellular component: cytoplasm. Lineage: Eukaryota; Viridiplantae; Streptophyta; Magnoliopsida; Malvales; Malvaceae. Gene Ontology annotation, biological process: D-xylose metabolic process. The record is from RefSeq and is a predicted model, not a curated record.